Molecule: messenger RNA, 727 nt
Organism: Onthophagus taurus
Lineage: Eukaryota; Metazoa; Arthropoda; Insecta; Coleoptera; Scarabaeidae
Gene: RpL24-like
Product: Ribosomal protein L24-like
Biological process (GO): ribosomal large subunit biogenesis
Cellular component (GO): nucleolus
Molecular function (GO): structural constituent of ribosome
Source: RefSeq, a predicted model, not a curated record
AAAAAUCACAAAAUGUCACUUGUCUAAAACACGUUUUCACUAUCCGUCAAAAUAAUUUCCAAAUAUGCGUAUAGAAACGUGUUAUUUCUGCUCAUCUCGAAUAUAUCCAGGCCACGGCAUUCAAUUCGUAAGAAACGAUUGCAAGAUAUUUAAAUUCUGUCGUUCAAAGUGCCAUGCAGCCUUUAAGAAAAAGAAGAAUCCGCGUAAAACGAAAUGGACGAAAGCCUACAGAAAAACGGUGGGUAAAGAGCUUGCAAUUGAUCCAUCGUUUGAAUUUGAAAAACGUCGAAAUGUGCCGCUUCCUUACAACCGAGAGACGUGGAGUAAAGCUAUUAACGCGAUGAAAAAGGUUGAAACGAUCAAACAGAAACGUCAGAAUAAUUUCAUAAUGCAAAGGUUAAGGAAGGGUAGGGAAUUGGAGAAUGAGCGGGAUAUUAAAGAGGUGCAACGCGAUAUUUCUUUAAUAAAAUCUCCAGCUGCUGGUUUGAAAAAGGCUAAACUUGGUGAAGAACAAAGAAUUAGUGAAAGUGAGGAUGAUGAGGAAGAGGCUGGAAUGGAGGUUGAGGAUUGUGGAGAAGUCGUUUUGUAAAAAUAAGAUAAAUUAAUUAGAAUAAAUUGUAUAACAAAGUUGUUAUUGUCAUUAAUAUCUAAGAAAAGCUUAUUAUCACAUUUUGUUAAGUUACUUUGAUUGUCAAUAUUUACACAUAAAAAAUAAGUACAGUCAUAA